AUGAUGAUGAAAAACUUCUCACUCACCAAAGUGUCCUUAUUAUUUGCGCUCUUUGCAGAGGUAAUUCUCGCAUCGGCAGUGAAUAAGCGAGCUCCUGUCUCUGGUUCAAUGAACAAUGUUAUCAUUUCUUCAAUGAACAAUCCUCCUUCGGAUGCUCAAGGCUUUCUCAAGCAAGGCUCAUUCUAUGGUGGAGCACGUUCAAGUAUGGAAGCAGAUGGAGUGAUACAACAAGCUAUGGGUUGGGGAAUGGCUUUCACAACUGUACAAAUGCCUUUGAACACCGUCAAAGCCGCAGAGUAUGUUCCUGGUUCGCCUGCAAGUUUCACAGAAACGUGGCAAGGUGGUGCUUAUGAUAUGGCUCUGACCUGUCAUAAGUAUGGUCAAUCAAUCGUUGACGAUUUAAAUGCAAAAUGCAAAAAUUGUGGAAAGACGUAUACCUUAGCAAUAGUUUGGGGUAUAUUCAGUGGUAUGAAUUUUGAUAAAGAUGCAAUCUUCUCUGGUGGUUGUUCAGCUUUAGAAGUAACAAAUUCAGACAGUUGUUUCAACAACUUCCCAAGCGGUUGCUCAAUUCGUGCAGUUGGCGAAUCGGUUGAACUGUGGAACGAAAAAACAACUCAUAUCAGUGUUAAUGCAAGAUCCCGCAGUCAAAUCAUUGCUGCCAUCAAGAAAUAUGCAGCCGACAAGCAUCUAAGCGUUGCCCUUCCACCAGCCUAGAAGUAUCCAAGCUCUCUCUCUCUUUUCCCCUACCACAUUUUUCCCACAUUAUUCAGCCCCUCACAAGCUAUGUAAAUGUUGUGCUUGCCUUCCAUAAAUUUCAUCAAUCCACGUAUUACUCCUACGUAAA
This is a messenger RNA of Meira miltonrushii, 844 nucleotides long. RefSeq lists its product as uncharacterized. Lineage: Eukaryota; Fungi; Basidiomycota; Exobasidiomycetes; Exobasidiales; Brachybasidiaceae. The record is from RefSeq and is a predicted model, not a curated record. The transcript has a single exon. Bases 1 to 714 code for a protein of 237 amino acids.